Pseudophryne corroboree (corroboree frog) is the source of this 10658-nucleotide messenger RNA. It is a transcript of the gene ZBTB44, whose product is annotated as zinc finger and BTB domain containing 44. The coding region runs from base 406 to 2247 and encodes 613 amino acids. The record is from RefSeq and is a predicted model, not a curated record. Lineage: Eukaryota; Metazoa; Chordata; Amphibia; Anura; Myobatrachidae. Gene Ontology annotation, molecular function: protein binding; DNA-binding transcription factor activity, RNA polymerase II-specific; RNA polymerase II cis-regulatory region sequence-specific DNA binding. Gene Ontology annotation, biological process: regulation of transcription by RNA polymerase II. The transcript is spliced from 6 exons.
UGCGUCACACCGCCCCCCCCUGCAGCCGCACGGCAUUGUGGGACACAAACAAACUGAUGCGUUCUAUACUCCCCUCCUUCGCCCCCCGCCACAGAGAAGUGGAAGAUUCCGAGCGCUUGGGCCUGUGCGGCGGCCGCUCACACACACGUAGGCAGAGUUUGCCGGUUGGCGGCGCGCACCAACUGCACAGCGGCAGAGGGGUGGACCGGGAGGAGGGGGAGGAAGGCGGCGGCAAUCAGGCGCCAGAGGCUCCGGCGAAGCGUACGAGGGAACCGGGGCUGCGGCCUGUGAGGCGGAAAGUGCGCUGGACGCCUGGAGGGUCGUACGGAGUCUAAGCUGGCAGAUUCGGAGCUAUUGCACCUGUUUCUUAAAAGGAGAAAAAAACAUCUCUCCAAGAACUACAGGAUGGGGGUUAAGACGUUUACUCACAGCUCCCCGGCCCACAGCCAGGAGAUGUUGGGGAAGCUGAACAUGUUGCGUAACGAUGGGCACUUCUGUGACAUCACCAUACGGGUGCAGGACAAGAUCUUCCGAGCCCACAAGGUGGUACUGGCAGCGUGCAGUGAGUUUUUCCGUACCAAACUGGUGGGCCAGUCUGAAGAGAGCACUCAGUGCGUCCUGGACCUGCAUCACGUCACAGUCACCGGGUUCAUCCCUCUCCUGGAGUACGCCUACACUGCAACCUUGUCCAUCAACACAGAAAACAUUAUCGAUGUAUUGGCUGCGGCGAGCUAUAUGCAGAUGUUCAGCGUGGCCAGCACCUGCUCAGAGUUCAUGAAGUCCAGCAUCCUGUGGAACACACAGCAAGAGAAGGUGCUGGACACUGGGCAGGAGAACCCGGGCAACUGCAACAACUUUCGAGAUGGCAGCCUCUCCCCAGUAUCCUCAGAGUGCAGCAUGGUUGAGAGGACCAUUCCCAUUUGUCGAGAGUCUCGGCGCAAGCGCAAAAGCUACAUAGUCAUGUCGCCGGAGAGCCCACUAAAGUGCAGCACACAGACAAGUUCUCCGCAAGUGUUAAACCCCACACCUUCUUACACCGAGACCAGGAGUCAGCCCGUGGACUCGUCUCAUGCCUUCCCCUGGACUUUCCCCUUUGGCAUCGAUCGGAGGCUGCAGUCCGACAAGGUGAAGCAGAUAGAGUCCAGGACAUUAGAACUUCCCGGCCCUUCCGAAGUUGCCAGGAGGGUGACAGAUUAUGUGCCGUGUGAAAGCACGAAAGUCAGCUCACCCUUGGUGAUGGAAGAUGACGUCCGAGUCAAGGUGGAAAGGUUGAGUGAUGAGGAGGUGCACGAGGAGGUGUCACAGCCGGUCAGCGCAUCUCAGAGUUCAAUGAGUGAUCAGCAGACCGUUCCCGGGAGCGAGCAAGUGCAGGAGGAUCUAUUGAUUAGCCCACAGUCGUCUUCCAUAGGUUCCAUCGAUGAGGGUGUCGGGGAGGGAAUGCCCACACUCCAGGGAACGGCCAGCGCCAAUGUCCAUGCAGAUGAUGAUGACCGAUUAGAAAAUGUCCAGUAUCCCUACCAGCUAUACCUGACUCCUUCCACAAGCAGCACAGAACGGCCUAGUCCCAAUGGGCCAGACAGACCUUUCCAGUGCCCCACCUGCGGAGUGCGCUUCACCCGGAUCCAGAACCUGAAGCAGCACAUGCUCAUACAUUCUGGAAUUAAACCAUUUCAAUGUGAUCGCUGUGGGAAAAAAUUCACUCGGGCUUACUCCCUAAAGAUGCAUCGGCUGAAACACGAAGGUAAACGCUGUUUCCGGUGCCAGAUUUGUAGUGCCACAUUCACUUCCUUCGGGGAAUACAAACACCACAUGCGGGUUUCCCGGCACAUUAUCCGCAAGCCUCGGAUAUACGAGUGCAAAACAUGCGGCGCCAUGUUCACCAACUCUGGAAAUUUAAUCGUGCACCUGAGGAGCCUGAACCACGAAGCGUCAGAGCUAGCAAACUACUUCCAGAGCAGCGAUUUCCUAGUGCCGGAUUACUUGAGCCAGGAGCAGGAAGAGGCCCUUGGGCAGUACGAGCUGGCAGAACACAGCUUUGAAAGCAACUCCUCUGUCCAAAUGCCUGUCAUCUCCCAGGUCUCCUCCACACAGAACUGCGAGAGCACCUUUCCCCUGGGCUCCCUCAGUGGCCUUGCCGAGAAAGAGGAAGAGGAUGAAAUGGCCGAGCCUGCAAAGGUCAGCCCUAUGGAAGAAACCAGCAGAGAUGACACCCCGAAAACAGAGGUGGCCUCCAUUGCUGUUGAAUAGCCGAUGUCUGGAAAUAUCUGCCCUUUAUCUAGACUUUUUUUUUUUCUUUCCUUUUUUUUUUUUUUUAGAAUUUUUUUUUUUUUUCCUACGUUGGGAAAUGCCUGUGUUUGGUCAAUUUUAUUUUACUUUAUAUUUUCUGAGGAGAGUAAGUGAGGCCCCUGAGGCUGUUAGCGGGGUGCUCGCCAUGUUCUUCUCCUAGUUUUCAUUGAUGAACCGAGGACAGCCGCUUCCUCCACUGGCAGAAAGCUGGAAUCUUCACCCAUUUAUCGGAGUAACCUUUGCCUUUCAUUUUACGCUUGGUCACUUCAACAGAAUAUAUCCUAUUGACCUGCUGGUCAGUCCUUUAAUUACAUCUUCAUUUGUGUGGCCAGCUGAAGGAUGGUGCAGCGGAGGCUGCUUUACUGAAGUGACCGCACCCUUCAGUGACUGCCUCUGGUGGCGUUGUAUCAUCUCGUCCAGAGACGAGAGGGACUGGCUAGAAGAGACCACUCAUGACGGUAUAUACAUUGGAUUAGCGUGUGCAUUGCUGCAGGAAUCCUCUAUUUCUCGUGUUACAGGCGACACUGAUUGCUCCAGAACUUUCUCUUCAUCAUAGGAAGUAUGAAAUUCUUUUUUUUUUUUUUAAACGUAAUUUGUGUUACAUGAUUGGAGUGUAUUUUAAUGUGAAGAGUGACCUGUAUUGUCUCGGUGUGGACUGUCGCAGCACUGGUACACAGAUUUAACUCCACUGUCCACGCUCUCAAUGUGUUUUAAUUUCAGCCAACUUGUAGACCAAAUGUAAUCACCAGCAAAGAGAAGUGUACAAAUCAUCUCCUAAUUAAUGGAUCAGCUUGAUUCAGCUUAUUACGUUACCCCCAAGAGUUCUAAAGACAUUUCGCUUGAUUAGUAUAAUUUUACGGUUCUAAACUCGGCAAGCACAAAAUCUUCUAGAUUAGCUGAACUAAGCAAAGAUCUAAUUGGUUAACGUUUUACUGACAGUACUGCUGUUGUUGCUUUCUAUUGACACUAUUACAUGUGUUCUCUUUUUAUUUACUAACCUUUUUAUUGUAUCUAAAACUGCUAAUUCUCCUACUUUCCAGGAGGUUAUUAUUAUAUAUAUAUAUUAUUCUCUCUUUUUUUUGUUUGUAAGCCUUUAUGUCUGACGUACGGAUUUUCUGGACCCAAUGGAAAUUGGGAGCUGGUUUCUGUGGCUGUUGGUAUAUUGCAUAAGGUGACUGCCCGAGUAAGAAAGGAAAAAGGAAUGUGGUAUUUCUGCUCAGGGAAAGCCACCGGUAGAUAAUAAGCUAAUAACGUGGAACAUCAGGACCUGUCGCGUGAAACGGUCUGUAGGAAGUUCUCCUGCUAAUGAGAUGACAAAACUUACAGCUUGUCCAACAUUUAUGCCAAUUACUGUAGCGGUUCGUUCGCAAAAUUUCAUGUCGUAGCCAAAUCUAGAACUGUGAAAGUGGCACUAGUCCCAAGACAGAUAGCACCAUUAUAUAAUAUAUAUGAUAUAUCAUUCCGACAAAGUCUGGCAAAGAGGAAUGCUAAGAUUUCAUAGGCAAUUGUACCUAUCACACUGGUGCUUUGGGUACCAUGUUACAGCAGUGAUAACAAUUGACAGUUGAUAACAUACUACGGGGGACAUUUAAUAAGCAGUGAUAAGAGCGGAGAAGUGAGCCAGUGGAGAAGUGCCCAUGGCAACCAAUCAGCACUGAAGUAACAUCUAUAAUUUGCAUACUAUAAAAUGAUACAGAGCUGCUGAUUGGUUGAUGGGGCCACUUCUCCACUGGCUCGCUUCUCCGCUCUUAUCACUGCUUAGUAAAUGUCCCCCUAAAUUACCGGGAGUUAACUGGACGUUUUCCAUCUGGGAUUUUGUAGUUGGUACAAUGUAAAAGAUGGAGGGAAAUAUGAGGAAUAUGAAUAGAUUGCAUGCCACAGGUCUAGAAAGUUGUUGGACCGCUCUGUUCCAGGUCCCGAUGACUUAUUUGUUCCCCAGGGCAGUGGGCUUCAAACUCAACCCUCAAGUCUUCCCAACAGGUCAUGUUUUAAGGAUUUCUGUCUGUGGAAGCAGGUUGGAGGAUUACUGUCCCAGUGAAAUAGAUUAACUCACCAUGAUUAAAGGAAAUCCACACAACAUGACCUGUUGUGGGAGAACUUGAGGACUGGACUUGAGAACCCCUACCCUAGAGAAAUCCCAAAUAUCACGGUAAGUCUUGUUUUGGGACUAGCUGUGCCAGCUAUACACGGUUUAUGCCUGGAAUCGGUUACUUCUUCCUCCCCUUGCAUUAGGUGUUUCAUGGGCACAGAAGUGGAUGCUGCUGCUAUUACAUGUAACAGAUCAGUGUGCGGGUGGGAAAUGAGGAUAUGAGAGAAUUUGGCAGACAGGUGCACCCUCGGGAUUCUGCAACACCUGGUUUUAAUGCUUAUAAACAACGUGUGGGGUUUGUUCAAAUUGGCCAGAGUCUCACGACUGGGUGCGGCUUGAGCUGAGUGCUUGCUGGAAUUUUGUUUUCAGAUGAACCUUCUGAGAAUCUAAGAACAAGACCUUAUUUAGUCUAGCACAGUUAGCACUGCUAAAUGGAUAAUCAUCACUACACUACAAAGAGUACCGUCACACUGUCUUCCAGUGUGUCCACCAUCUGUGCUAUUGCUAACACUGGCAGCAGAUGGCGCCGUACCUUGGGCAACAUAGCCUUCUCAUUGACUGCGCCUUUUGCGGUGACGCCUCUGCAUUACCGCAACACCCCCCCCCCCCCUGCUGCACCCAAUGGUGUAAACAUGCACCGAAUUGUAUCUGUAAAGGUACUACAACAUGAAAACACUUGUAUAAGGAAUAAAAGGUACUAUAUAAAUAAUGUACAUAUAUAUUUACAAGUCAUUGCUCAUGUUACUGCUUACUUCCCCCACCCAUAGCCAGCAGCAAAACCCCAAUUCUAACUUAUGUGUUAGUAUAACAAAGACCAUACCACAUAUCUUCCUCGACCUCUGCUAGUGCUAGCGAACACUCGUGCCGUGACAAGCUAAACCCCUUUGUUUUACAAAUGAGCUUUUUCUUUUCCCCUGUGUGUCUCCUACCCCAAUAACGAAAGCAAACGGGCACCUCUCUGCCCAGUUAUCAUUUAUUUAGAAAGCGCUGACUUUUUCAUGUGUUACAAGGACAGGCGUUGGUCGAGAACUCAUAAAUUAUUCUGCACUGCGGUGGCAGCAAAGCACCGACACGUAGUACAUCGUAGUCAUGGUAACAGUCCACGCUUCUUUAGAAAACUGUCAUUGUUGUUCCCGGCGUCACACUGAAAAGCGGGCAAAAGGAUUUAGGGCCACGCAGUGGGACUGAUGCUUAGUAACAAAGCGCAGAUAUAUAGCAGCCAGUCUAACAAAAUCAGGUUGUAGUGAAUAAGCCCAGUGUCCGUUAUAGAGGCACAGCCGGCAGUUACGCCACCUACUGGUGGUGCCUAGUCUCUGCAUGCCAAGCACAUGGAUCUCCGAGUAAUAAUACAUAUUACACAGCACAAUGUAACGGAAUAAUGUCAGAGGGUAGUACCAGCUGUCACGUCGGGAUUUAGGUGCCCCUUUGGGGUGACUAAAGUUAGCAAUUUUAACUUUUUAUUUUUAAUUUAAAUGUUUUUAUUGCUUUUCUUACAAGGCUGGAUGAAGCUCCGCUCUAGUUCCAAUGAUUACACUAUCACAUCACCAUGCAUUAAGUUCCUCAGCUGUGGGACGCCUGUGUUUAAUGCUGCUUUACAGAGUAUUCAGGGUGACGCACUUUGUGUAUUCGCCCUGCAUAUCUGCAUAUUUGUCCUCCCCUCGGGACAUUGGCUGAUGGGUUUGGUAAUAAUGAGCUGUAUGUAUUGAUCACCGGUGUGUAGAACACGAGUGCCCGGUUGUGCAGCCUCCACGACGUGAGUUUCACCAGAACACUUGUGAGCAGUGGCUUUUAUGACAGUGGCACCAUCGUGAUUUAGUAUGGUUAAAUUUACUAAAAUCUUUCACGUGAAUUCUCACUUCUGCGUUACAUCCUUGCAUACUUACUAUUCUGUACAUCUGAUAACCACCUGCAGACAUUAGUAAAUAUCCUGGAACGCCCAGUGAGGCAGAUGGAGAGUGUUUCUCAGACGUGUAUUGUCUCCCUAGAGCGGCUACCAAACUAAGAGCAUGGACGGGAGCUGUCUGGGCGGCAGAGAGGCGGAGACAUCUGCAUAUACACACCGAGUACCGCGCACAACACCGGAAACAAUUGCAGCGACAGGCUUUCAGAUAUCAUGGCGGAAGGCACAUUCAUUCCAGCAGUAUUCUCCACCCUGCAUGUAGCUGCGACCAUUCCUUACACAGUGGGGGUCAUUCCGAGUUGUUCGCUCGCAAGCUGCUUUUAGCAGCUUUGCACACGCUAAGCCGCCGCCUACUGGGAGUGAAUCUUAGCUUAUCAAAAUUGCGAAUGAAAGAUUAGCAGAAUUGCGAAUAGACACUUCUUAGCAGUUUCUGAGUAGCUCCAGACUUACUCGGCAUCUGCGAUCAGUUCAGUGCUUGUCGUUCCUGGUUUGACGUCACAAACACACCCAGCGUUCGCCCAGACACUCCUCCGUUUCUCCUGCCACUCCCGCGUUUUUCCCAGAAACGGUAGCGUUUUUUCACACACACCCAUAAAACGGCCAGUUUCCGCCCAGAAACACUCACUUCCUGUCAAUCCCACUACGAUCACCAGAACGAAGAAAAAACCUCGUAAUGCCGUGAGUAAAAUACCUAACUGCAUAGCAAAUUUACUUGGCGCAGUCGCAGUGCGAACAUUGCGCAUGCGCAUUAGUGACUAAUCUCUCCGUUGCGAGAAAAAAAUAACGAGCGAACAACUCGGAAUGACCCCCAUUGUGCAAGUGAAAGCUGGCCCCUGAUUGGUUGCUUGCAACUACAGCACACUUGUAUGUGUUGCAGCAUGUGCUGACCUUGUGUCCAGUCCAUGAGUAAGACCCAGACGCCAUACAGGAGAGCCCAUGUACAUCAAGGUAUACCGAGUGUCUCCGUCACACAUUCCUGUGCAGAACAAUAAGGGUUGCACAAGUCCUUCUGCGGAGUGUGUGUGUGUGUGUGUGUUUUUUCUGUAACUAUAGGCAAUGAGGUGUGGUGCACACUCAGCUGCAUCUUCACUUGCUACGGAAGGGGCGUGGCUGGGUUGUAACAAGGCGAGCUCGCGUAGGCGUGUCGCCGGAAUUUCAGAUUAAGCACGCGCGUGUUCGCUUUUGCACCAGUGACGGUAAUCUUUGGGACUCUGAUGUACGCGCAGCACUUCAAAUAUCUGCAUUGCGUGCAUUUAGCGUCCGACUCACAAUCAGGCCCAUUAUGUGGAUGUAGUUUAAGCACAGGUGCCACAUUUGUGUAAACGUUAUAGAUUGGGGUUAAGCCACGUCUGGAAGAGGCGUAUUUUCAUUCUGCCAACUAUACCAUCCCUCAUCCUGACCUAAAAGAAGUCACACUCCUCCCCUUUGACGGUCACACACGGGGGGCCGGGAGUUAGUAAUUGGGAGUGUUCCUGCUUUAUAAACAUUUUUACAUUUCCCUUCAAGCCCAUGAUUCUUGGUGAACUGUCCUAAUGUAACUUAUACAAUUCAGUUGUUGGGUUUCCCCAAUGCCUCUGAUCUAAUUUUAAACACCUAGCAUGUAUAUUAAUCUGUUGGCAAAGAUAGCUUUCUUUUUGUUUAAAUGUACACAAUGUUUAACAAAAAAAGUACACAUUUUAUAUACUUGUAUCUGGCUUUUAACAUUUUUAUAGUACCCCAUUGUUCUUGGUGGCGACAAUAUCUAUUUUUGUGCCCAUUUUUGGAAAACAAGUGCCGUUUUGGAAAUGUUACGAUUAUUUCUACAGUUCUUGUAAUCAAUGUGAAGGUCACAGUUGUUACUUUUAUUGUCCUUUUGUUUUCCGAUCUGUUCCUUGAGCCCGUGGCUGUAAGCUUUUGAUGUUUUCAAAAUGUCUGAGAGGGGUAGAGCCAAACUGCACGUCGCGUGGUCAUUUCCCUUUUACGCCUGGGGUAGACAAAUGAAAAAGAAUGAUACAAAAAAGUUAAAGAAAUAGUUUAUCAACUUCUUUCAGCUUUACCACCGUGAUGAGGCCAUAUGCUGUGUACGUCGCUAUGGUCAGUGUAACACAGCCGAGACGGACGGCUGCCCUUUUCCGGCUAGGGCAGAGAAUAAUACAAUAGCCACUGUUGUGAUGCAGCCAAGGAUUGAGGUGUUAUUUCUGAAUAAACCAGCAUGAAAACAAGACUUUACAUUGACCCUGUGUUAUUAAGUCUAGCGUUUGAGCCUAAGCUCCUCUGGUUGCUUCACUCCCAAAUUAUUUCAAUUAAAAAUACAAUUUAUUCCUAAUUAAUUGAUGCUGAUUGUUGCCACUUCCUGGAGUAGUUACUGAUAUUUGACUGCUGCCUGAAAUAGACAGUUGGAAGAUCCAGACAUGCUUGAUGCUGCCGUUUGACGAGCAUGUUGUGACUAUCUGACGCUCCUUCUCAACAUCCGUAGCAUGGAAAUAGUCAUUGCAGUACGCCGUUUGUUUUCGGUGCUUACAGAUGUUGCUAAGGAGUGUCCUCUGUUUACAGCAGUCAACUUGAGUCUUCAACUGCUGAUUUCAGACAGAUGUCAAGCAUCCGUUGUUACUUCAUUCAUUUUUGAUAACCUUGCAUAACCAGUUUAAUUAGACAAAAUACUUUUUGUCUUCUGAGUGGAGCCAACCUUUAAGUUGGACCAGUCACCUACACACGGUGGAAGCAGCAAUUCUGUGCAUGGAACCACGAUGCGUGAGAGUGCAGACUUUGGGACUCGUGGCGUGAUUCAGAGGUGGCCGCAGUUGUAUCCGCUGUUGCCACUGUGGUAAUAUGCAAAUGCUAGUUUUAGCCCUUCCCUUGUGUACAUGCGCUAAAGUGUAAACCCUGAGGCAGCCACAUUCAGUGAUCAUGGAUGGUGUAAAUCCAUCUGCCCAUCAUCGUUCUCACCACUGACUGUUGCAGCAGUAGUUUGCCGGUGCAGGGGGCAUGAUCCAGAUGUGGUUGGAGGAGCUUAUUGCAGCAGGGUCUUCAGGUUGCCGGCUGUCGGGAUCCCGACGCACAGUAUACCGGCGCCGGAAUCCCGACAGGCCGGCAUAUCGACACUUUUCGACCACUCUGGAGGGAGAAUAGAUAGCGUAGCGCGUCACCGUGCCCGCAGUGUGGCGAGCGCAGCAAGCCCACAAGGGGCUCAUUUGCGCUCGCCAUGCUGUCGGUAUGCCGGCGGUCAGGCUUCCGGCGCCGGUAUGCUUGUCGCCGGGAGCCCGACCGCCGUCAUACCCUACUACACCCUUGCAGCAGCGAUAGUUCUAAUAUGGUAAUGCUGCAUGCAUUACUGAUCCGAGCUGCAUCCUAGUACACAUGCGCAAAGUACCAAACACAGAUUGCAGUAUGCGCCGUUGCAGUGUCGGGACCUUAAUCAGGCCCAGUGUUGUCUUCUGAAUUCCAGCUAACAUGGCCUCUGUGGCAAUGACUUACCAUGACACACCCAUAAAAAGGCCUUUUUUUGCGUUUAUUUAAUGACAGCGAUCCCGUGUGCAACAGCAUUCGAUGUCCUACAGUCAGGGAAACGCAUGCGCCAGAGGGGUUGUGCUUGUAGCAAACAUCGGGACUGCGUCCACCUCUGUGUCAAUAUAUACACCCACAAAAUUGUCUGCUUCUACUUGUGUACAGGAUGGGGUCACUUGCAUUUCUUCUAAUGUUCCGCACAUGUCUUAGUACUGCGUGCACUACAGUCUGUAAAUCCUGUCUUUCCUGUAUAAAUGAGCAUUCUACAGUAAGUCUUUAUUACAGGUAAUCAUCGGCUGCAGAAAUGAACUGGAAUGGUGGCUGGUUCCCUCGCUUUGCGUUUUGUGUCUGGUUUGCUCAGAAACCUCAUAUUCAUUUAAAACCUGGAGACUUGUCGGCUGGGAGACUGACCUGAUGCAGCUGCUCUGCAAAGGCUUAACGUUCUCCGUGUGACGCAGAUGCACUUUUAUAAUCAGGGCUUCAAUUAAGUACAAGAAGCAGAUCCGCUUCAAGCAGAAUAGAUCUUGUAUCAAGUAUCCUAAAAAUUAUAAGAUUAGUUUCUGCGCACUAGAUCCAUGCUACCCUAUUGUUGAUCCAGGACCAAGUUUGGCUUCACCCCUGUUGUGUAAUGUAUAUACUCUGUAUAGCUACAUUGUAUGGAAUACCUAGCUUGUUUGAUAUAAGAGAAGUAUGUAUUGGGUACAUUUUGCUAACCUGGUUGUUUUAAUCUAAAAAAACAAAACACACAAAAAAAAAAAUGUUUGAAAAUGCUGAAAGGAUUUCAGUUCUCAUCUGGUUCUGUCAUAGGUCAAAUUAAGGACAAAAAAGUUAGUUUUGAGUGUCUUUGGAUAGGAACAUGAUGCUAAGAUUUUUCAUUAAAAUAUAUUAUUAUUAAUGUUU